CUGCAGAUUGGCCGCCUGGAGGGCUGCUCCAGAGUGGUGGGGAUUGCUGGCACGGAUGAAAAGUGCUCGAUCUUGGUCCAGGAGAUGGGGUUUGAUGCUGCUAUCAAUUACAAGAAGGGGGAUGUGGCAGAGCAGCUCCGUGAGCUCUGCCCCCACGGUGUGGAUGUUUACUUUGACAAUGUUGGUGGAGACAUCAGCGACACGGUUAUAAGUCAGAUGAAUCAGAACAGCCAUAUCAUCCUGUGUGGACAGAUCUCUCAGUAUAACAAAGAUGUGCCUUACCCGCCUCCGCUGCCUCCCCACAUAGAAAAAAUACAGAAAGAAAGGAAUAUCACGAGGGAAAGAUUCCUGGUGCUGAGCUAUAUGGACAAACAGGAAUCCGGUAUAUUACAACUCUGUCAGUGGAUCCAAGAGGGUAAACUGAAGGUCAGAGAGACCGUGGUUGAAGGCUUAGCAAACAUUGGUGCUGCUUUCCAGUCCAUGAUGAGUGGAGGCAAUAUUGGAAAACAGAUCGUCUCAGUUUCGGAGUAAAAGUCGUUGAUUUGGGAGAAAUAAUCAGAUUCUGUCCUCAACAGUGAGAAAAUUUUUACUUAUACUGAUUUCCACUUUCUUAAAUAAACCAUCAAGUUGUUCUAUAUGUACUGAAAGCAGAGAUUCUGGGAUGCUAAUAAACUAAAUAGAACUGGAAACAAGAA
Merops nubicus (carmine bee-eater) is the source of this 695-nucleotide messenger RNA. Its product is annotated as prostaglandin reductase 2-like. The record is from RefSeq and is a predicted model, not a curated record. Lineage: Eukaryota; Metazoa; Chordata; Aves; Coraciiformes; Meropidae. Bases 85 to 531 code for a protein of 148 amino acids. Gene Ontology annotation, molecular function: 15-oxoprostaglandin 13-reductase [NAD(P)+] activity. Gene Ontology annotation, biological process: prostaglandin metabolic process. The transcript has 5 exons.